Messenger RNA from Strongylocentrotus purpuratus (purple sea urchin), 2049 nucleotides. RefSeq names its product angiotensin-converting enzyme-like. Gene Ontology annotation, biological process: proteolysis. The record is from RefSeq and is a predicted model, not a curated record. Lineage: Eukaryota; Metazoa; Echinodermata; Echinoidea; Camarodonta; Strongylocentrotidae. Gene Ontology annotation, molecular function: peptidyl-dipeptidase activity; metallopeptidase activity. Gene Ontology annotation, cellular component: plasma membrane.
AGAAAAUCACACAAUGUCUAAGAUAAAAGACAAUUCGUGGUCCCAUGGGACCCUUAUCAUUUGGAUCAUCUAUUUCGUCGGGAUCUUUCAUCUUGGUAGCUCGCUAGAGGAAGGAUUUGAGGAGAGCCGAGAGGUACAUCGUAGGCCGAUUCGACAACCGACCAGCAAAACCCUUGCCGAAGCUCACGAAUUCCUUCGAAAUUACACAGAGGAAGGCGAACGCGUCCUUUCCGCCUCAACAGAGGCGACGUGGAAUUACGAGGCUAACCUGACGGAUGAGAACGCACAGAAAGAUGCUGAGGAAUUGCUAAAAGCGGCUCUUUUCGAUAGGAAAUCGGCAAAUAGGGCCAAAGAAUUCAACGACGUCAUCGAUGAUUUCCCCGCCAAAGUCCAACGCCAGUUCAUGUUCAUCCGUGAUAUCGGGGUAGCAGCGCUUGACAAGGAAACAGUAGAAGAGUUCAAUCUUAUCUUAACAAAUUUAAGUGAGAUUUACAGUACGAGAAAGGUGUGCAAGCCCGACAAUGCGACUUUCUGUCUCAAUUUGGAACCUGGUCUGGAUUCGAUCAUGGCUUCGUCGAGGAAUUGGGACGAAAGGGUCUGGGCUUGGAAGGGGUUCCGUGAUGCAGUGGGUAUACCCAAUAAACCUCUCUACGCAAAGUACGUCCAACUCGUCAACCAAGGAGCAAGGGCAAACGGAUACGAGGACCAAGGUCAUGCCUGGAGAGCCGAGUACGGUGACGACAUCGAAGAGCAGGUGAACGAGAUAUACGACGCCAUCUUGCCUCUUUACAAGCAGCUCCAUGCGUAUGUCAGAAGGCGGCUGCACGGGGUGUUCGGUGACAACAUCAAGGUGAAAGGAGGGCAUCUUCCUGCAAAUGUGCUUGGUGAUAUGUGGGGUCGUUUCUGGAACAAAAUCUACCCCAUGGUGGUACCUUAUCCCGAUCGUCCUAGCGUAGAUGUGACUGAUACCAUGGUGAAACAGGGUUACAACGCCACGCAUAUCUUCCACACUGCCAAUGAUUUUUUCACAUCGUUGGGACUCAUUCCUGUCGAUGAACAGUUCUGGGAGAACUCGAGGUUCACCCGACCCUCCGACGGUAGAGAUGUUGCCUGCCAUCCGUCAGCUUGGGAUUUUUAUAACAGGAAUGAUUUUAGGAUAGCGAUGUGUACGGAGAGCACCAUGCAUUACUUCUUGGUAGCACACCACGAGAUGGGCCAUAUCCAGUACUUCCUCCAAUACAAGGACCUACCGGUACCGUUCCGAGACGCUAACGGUGCGUUCCACGAAGCCAUCGGAGAGGUCAUGUCCCUCUCCGUAUCCACGCCCAAGCAUCUCCAGGAAAUUGGGCUGUUUGAAGGCCUCGAGGAUGGCGACACCGAAAACGAUAUUAACUUUCUACUCAAGACGUGUUUGAGCACCAUCGCGACUUUGCCGUUCACACUCUCGUUAUCGCAGUGGAGAUGGGACCUGAUGAGAGGCAAAUAUGACGUCGACAACUCUAUGAAACCGUGGUGGGAACUUAGAAAUACUCUUGCAGGCGUAGAUGCGCCCGUCGAACGAUCAGAGGACGACUUUGACCCAGGAGCGAUGUAUCACUUCAUCAUUGAUUACCCCUUUAUUGGUUACUACAUCCGCACAAUUCUGCAGUUUCAGUUUUAUCAGAGUCUGUGUCAGGUAGCAAACCACACUGGCCCUCUCCACACCUGUGACUUCUACAAUUCGAAAGAAGCUGGGAAGAAACUCGGUGACAUGCUGGCGAUGGGAAGGAGCAUGCCUUGGCAGGAUGCAAUGGAGGCCCUUACCGGUCAACGCGAGAUGAAAGCAGACGCCAUCUUGGAAUACUUUCAGCCCCUCAUGGAAUGGCUAGAACGAACCAAUGCCGAAAACGAGGAAGUAGUCGGAUGGCCCUCCACUUCAGCUGCAGGUGUAACUCUAUCGAAUAGUCCUCUCCAUCUACUCGUUCUCUCCCUGAUGUUGUAUUUGCUGAAACACUCACUGACCUGUUGAUUAGCCAACUUGAUGAGCAUUUAUGUGGACAAAGUUCUUAU